Apis mellifera (honey bee) is the source of this 453-nucleotide messenger RNA. RefSeq names its product NADH dehydrogenase (ubiquinone) 1 beta subcomplex, 2, 8kDa (gene Ndufb2). Gene Ontology annotation, cellular component: mitochondrial inner membrane. NCBI's taxonomy places the organism in Eukaryota, Metazoa, Arthropoda, Insecta, Hymenoptera, Apidae. The coding region runs from base 68 to 358 and encodes 96 amino acids. The record is from RefSeq and is marked validated. The transcript has 3 exons.
CUAUCCAUGAUAGGGGUCGUUUCAUUUGUAAUAAAAGUUAAUUCAAGACAUCGUUUUGAGUUAAAAAAUGUUGUUAUCACGUAGUACGGCACUUUUUAAAAACAUACGUUAUUUAAAUGCAAAGAAACAGAUAAACACAAUAAAUUUAAAUCAAAUUCGUACAUGUUUUAUUUAUCGCUCAGCACCAAAACAUGAAACAAAAUGGGUAAUAGUAUCUGAAAUUUUGGGUGGAAUAAUGUGGUGGUGGAUUUUUUGGAAUUUUUGGUAUGAAUACAAGCAUCUUAUUGGUCAUUUUCCUGAAUUAUGUCCAGCAGAUUGGACAGAUGAAGAAUUAGGAAUUCCACCAGAUGAUGCUUAAAUAGAUUUUCUUGUGUAAAAAGAAUCUUGUGUAAUCUUGAUAUAUAUGUUAAAAAUUUUACUGUAUUUAAUUUAAAUAUAAAAUUAUAACUAAAA